AUGGAGAAAGCAGAGCAACCAAUGAAAAAGGGAGGUUACUCGUCUGGUGAUAUACAACUCCAGUAUGCAUCCAACAACGCUGCUGCAGAUCUCAAAGUUGACACCGAAUCUAAUAUUGCAGCAACUGUGUCUGUUGCAGAUAUUAUCCCAUCAUCGAAGACCAUUGCAUCUUUGAAAUACCCAAAUUAUGAUUCCGGCAAGGUGGUUUUUCAUUCAUCAAUUUAUAAUUACCUCGGUACGCCCACCUUCGCCUUGGGCGCAGAGGCAGCAUACGAGACUUCCUCCCGUAAGCUCACAAAAUACACUGCAGGCAUCACCGUCACCAAGCCCGACUCAGGUGCCUCAAUAACAUUGGGCGACAAAGGGGACACGCUAACGGAAUCAUUCAUACACUAUGUGGAUCAGUCGAAGAGGAGCGCUGCUGGAGGAGAGAUUGCCAGAAAGUUCUCGACCAACCACAACACGUUCACGGUGGGAGGGUCUUACGCACUUGAUGACCUCAUGCUGGUCAAGUUCAAGCUCAAUAAUCAUGGCGCCUUAGGACUGUUUUGCAGCCCCAAAUCAUAA
Molecule: messenger RNA, 567 nt
Organism: Salvia splendens (bonfire salvia)
Lineage: Eukaryota; Viridiplantae; Streptophyta; Magnoliopsida; Lamiales; Lamiaceae
Product: mitochondrial outer membrane protein porin 2
Exons: 5
Coding region: 1-567 (188 amino acids)
Biological process (GO): monoatomic anion transmembrane transport
Cellular component (GO): mitochondrial outer membrane
Molecular function (GO): voltage-gated monoatomic anion channel activity
Source: RefSeq, a predicted model, not a curated record